AAGAUACAAUUCACCUAAAUCUCCUCAAGUCUCCUUCCUAGUUUUUGUGUCUCUGUUAGACUUCCUUCUUUUACUGUUAACAUGGCAGGCCUUCUUUCCAAAUUCCGUUCUGCAAUUACCAUCUUCUUCUUUCUUUUCGUGGUCGCCGUUUCUGGAAAGCCCCACCGAUCAUCUCAGAUCUUGCGACCAGCUGUUGGGUUUGGAAAAGAGAAGAUGAGCCACCUUCACUUCUACUUCCACGACAUCGUUAGCGGUCCUAAUCCAACUGCCGUGCAAGUGGCUGCUGCCGCAUCUACAAUGAAAUCACCUACGUUCUUUGGUGCUGUGGUGAUGAUAGACGACCCCUUGACAGAAGGUCCAGACCCGAAGUCAAAGCUGGUAGGAAGAGCUCAGGGUUUGUAUGCUUUGGCGUCGCAGCAGGAGGCCGGCCUGUUAAUGGUCAUGAAUUUCGCAUUUAUGGGUGGGAAGUUUAAUGGGAGUACACUCAGUAUACUCGGGAGGAACACGGUCUUCUCAAAGGUGAGGGAAAUGCCAGUGGUGGGAGGGAGUGGGCUUUUUCGCUUUGCUCGUGGAUAUGCUCAGGCCCACACCCAUACCUUGAAUCUUACAACUGGUGAUGCGAUCGUAGAGUACAACGUUUAUGUCAUCCACUACUAAUUGCCACUUUUUCUUCUUUUCUUCUUUUUUUUUUUCUUUUUUUUUUUUAAUAAUUUUUUAGGAAAUGAUAUUUAUACCCCAUAGUUUUGGUAAAGGCACCCUCAUCUUUUAUUUUCAUGGACCGCAAGGAAAGGGCGUUUGUAAUAAAAGCAGGGGUUGCUUUUUGUUUAUGUUUGUGUUUUUUUCUCCAAUCCUAAUAUGAGUCGUUGAGCUAAA
Messenger RNA from Magnolia sinica, 873 nucleotides. RefSeq names its product dirigent protein 22-like. The transcript has a single exon. The record is from RefSeq and is a predicted model, not a curated record. The coding region runs from base 82 to 657 and encodes 191 amino acids. Lineage: Eukaryota; Viridiplantae; Streptophyta; Magnoliopsida; Magnoliales; Magnoliaceae.